Messenger RNA from Oikopleura dioica, 1710 nucleotides. Lineage: Eukaryota; Metazoa; Chordata; Appendicularia; Copelata; Oikopleuridae. The record is from the annotation of a GenBank genome assembly.
AUGGAUAGCCUUGCCGCUGUUUCAGUUUACCAGGAGUCUGAUACUGAGAACCAGACACCGCACCUGCUGACUCCGAUACAGAUUGGCAACAGUUCCUUGAGCACCCCAGGAGAACAUCAGGAAGAAAGCACUCUAGCGAAUCUUGACUGCGGAAAUUUAUCGACCAAAUUUCUGAAAGAGGAAAAAUCACGAAACACUAGACCAGGGGGAGUCAAGGAAGAGUAUCUCAAAGAAGAGCGUCUUUACAGAGUCCUACACGAAAAACACUACGAUGGAAUAGGGCCCACGGUCGAUGAGAUUCCACUUGCACUAAAGAGCACUGUAGAUAAACCAAAAGACUGGUACAAAUCUAUGUUCAAGGCGAUGCACAAGGCAGGACGAAGUGGAAAUAUUGCCGAAACUGGCACCGACAUUUCUGACUAUUUAGACGAAGAAAAGUUCAAGCAAAAUGUGAAAAUCCGUUCAAACCCUGGUAGUAUUUCUAAGUGGUCGCCGGGUGAUGCUUAUGUGGCAGAAAAUGACCCUAAACCGACGUAUUCGGAACUCAUUUAUCCAACAACCCAUCUAGCAAGGGACAAAAAACCGAGUCUAAGAGGAGAAUCAGCAAGGGAUACUAUCUCCGAGAUCGCGUCAAAGCCAUGGGCCGAUUACCUCAGCGAUGUGGAGUCUCUGCCUGUUCCGAAGAAAUUGACCGACGAUUUGCCGGCGAAGCAGAUAAACGUCUGUAAUCCUGCGCCAGUAGCCCCAAUCAAGCCACUGAACAUCCUCGAGGGAAGCAUCAUCACUUCAAAAAGGAACUAUGUGACUCCCGCGCAGAAAGCUGUAGGUGCUUACAUGCAAACGACCUCAAGACAAUUAGUUCCUGAAACCGUGCACGACGCAGACCUAUAUAUUUCAGGCGCAAAGAGUGCUCGGCAAACUGCGAAAGCAACUUUUGAUUUCAAAGGUCGCUCGGAGCGAGAACUCACUGUCGCCAAAAACGAAAUUGUUCUCAUAAUAAACGAUGUAGACGACAAAUGGUACGAAUGUGAGCUUCGUGGGCGCACUGGCUUGGUUCCCAAAAACUACUUACAAUUUACUAAUCAAUUUCAUGUUAUUCAGUAUGGUGAAGCGAGGGGCAAGCACAAUUUCAAAAAGAAGAACAAGAACCAACUGUCAUUCGAACGAGACGAAGAAAUUCAACUGAUCCGCGCAAUCGAUCAGAACUGGUACGAAGCUAGAAUCGGCUCAAACAAGGGAUACGUGCCUAAAAACCACCUCGUCAUCGUAAAAGAACCGAUUACGAAUCAGGAUGACAAGAUCGGAAAAGACCUUAUUUCACCGGCGAAUUCACGUUCAAGUAGCAGGACGAGCAGCAGACCCGCGUCACGAGCAAUUUCAGAGUCUGAAACGCGCUCUUCGCCGACGAAAUCGCUCGCUUCUCAAGCCAUCUAUGACCUUACCUCUGCCGCUGACGACCUCGCCAAUCUAUCCGCCUCUGUCACAAACGAUUUGGGGGAUGAAAGCACACGGCCAGAGUGGAUUCCAAAGGACUCUGAGCGAUUCCAAGCAGUUUACGAUUUCACGCCGCAACACGACGACGAGUUAAAGCUGACGAGCGGAGACUUCGUUUAUGUUUUCGAGAAAUGCGCCGACGGAUGGUUCAUCGGCGCGCACGGCUCCACCGGAAACAUCGGCACCUUUCCCGGCAACUACACGGCCAAAGCUUAG